AUAAAAUUUUCUCUCAGAAAGAAAAAAAAGCACAAUCUUUUUUUUUCUUUCUUUUAUCUAUCACAUUCAAUGCUAUCUGUUACUUUAGCUUUGGGAUAUUUGUCAAUACCAGUUAUUAUUGAAAAUAGUGUAUAUACGACGAUAUCAAAAUAUGACCAACCAAGCUGGAAGUAUGGCUCAACACUAUCUAUAUCUUCUUUUGUCCAACAACCACCUUUCAAUUGGCCUACCAUCAGUAAACACGUCUUAAAGUUAUCACCGACUGUUAUUGCUUCAGGAGAAGAUGAACUCUAUCAACUUUUGACUACAUCACUUUCUUGCGAUCCUACAGAAAAGUCAGCACUUUAUGCCCUCAUCACCUUCGAUUCGACUUCGACUUUAUUCACAAAUACGGCAGCUAGUUCACUAUCCGAUCAAAAAUAUAUUGGCAUCAUUUCGACCAUGAACAAUAACUCUGAUGUACUUUCUUUACAAAUUGUACAAACUUUACCAUUCCUCAAGAGAAAGAAUCCACCAAGUUAUUUACUUCAAAAGAAACCAACAAGUUAUGUUCCACUGGAUAUGAAAACCUGGUCUACCUACCCUAUGGAAAUCCUACACUGCUGUCAGAAAUAUCACAAUAAUCCGGAUGCACCAAUACAGUUACAACAAAUCGCCCUUAAAAUAUACAAUAUAGCAAGACUUUACGGAUACUGGGACCUUUGGCGUGUCUUGGAAGGUAUAUGUUUCCCGACAAACCCUUUUUAUUUUAAUUUAUUUUACUAUUUUUAUUUUAUUAUACUUUCUUCUCCUGCUCUCCUAAUUUUUUUUUUUUUGAUAUUACCUCCAGAAUACUAUCAAGAGCAAAUACUAUUACUCCUUGAAUUUGAUAGUGAAGAAAACUUUAUUUCUACUUUGGAAAAUGGUGAAUUCAAGAUUGAUGAAAAGAUGGUUAGUAUCACUUGUUAUGAAGCUCUCAGGGGUUGUCCUAGUAUGAAAGAAACGUUGAAAGCCAUGGGUGCUGAUUACGAUAAGAUGUGACUUUGUACUUACUGAUGAUCGUUUCUUCUGGUAGAUCUCAUGUAAAUAGAAUAUUAGAAUAGGUGAUGAUUAGUUAGAUAUUGAUUCUUCUUUAUUUCUUUUUUUUUUUAGGUUUCAUAGUUGAUCACGUCUGCCCUGAAGUUUAUGCUGAUGAUAUACGUUUACUAUAC
Molecule: messenger RNA, 1190 nt
Organism: Halteromyces radiatus
Lineage: Eukaryota; Fungi; Mucoromycota; Mucoromycetes; Mucorales; Cunninghamellaceae
Exons: 3
Coding region: 70-1020 (316 amino acids)
Source: RefSeq, a predicted model, not a curated record